This is a messenger RNA of Chenopodium quinoa (quinoa), 2177 nucleotides long. RefSeq lists its product as uncharacterized. NCBI's taxonomy places the organism in Eukaryota, Viridiplantae, Streptophyta, Magnoliopsida, Caryophyllales, Amaranthaceae. The record is from RefSeq and is a predicted model, not a curated record. Bases 1 to 1227 code for a protein of 408 amino acids. The transcript is spliced from 7 exons.
AUGGAGAAACAUUUGUUAACGUUAUUGGUUUUAUUAAUAGUACCAUAUUAUAAUUUUAACUUUGUACAAGGAUCAGAAGUUAAACUGUCACAAGCUGAAAAACUAGCCAUUAAAAGGCGACUCAAAUUCAUCAACAAACCAGCAAUUAAAAGUUUUGUGACUCAACAUGGUGAUGUUUUGGACUGUGUGGAGGUUCAUAAGCAACUUGCAUUUGAUCAUCCUUUGCUAAAGAAUCACUCUAUACAGAUGAAACCUAAUUUCAAGAUUCCUAAGCGGGCAAAAUUAAAUGAUAAUUCAUCCUCAAUAUUGAGUGUUUCUCAACUUCUACCAAGGAACAUGAGAUGUCCAAAAGGAACGGUGCUCAUCAAAAGGAUACAAGAGAAAGAUCUUAUGAUGGAGAUAUCCUCAUUUUCAACUUCAAAUUCCUCCAAAUUUGCUCACCCUAAUGAUGUUCAACUGGUCAAUGAGAUUGCGAGUAUAGGGGUAUCUACUCCAAACACAGGAGCAGCGGGGAAAAUAAACCUAUGGAGCCUAGAUGAUGUAAAACCAGACCAACUUAGUGAUGCUACUUUCUAUGUUAGAAGCGGCGAUGGUUUAAAUGUUAACGCUAUAGUAGCAGGAUGGGCGGUGAAUCCAUAUCUAAAUCCCAACUCUCCUACACUAUACACUUAUUGGACGAUAGAUAGCGGGAAGAGCACAUGUUGUAACAAUGCACUAUGUCCAGGUUUCGUACAAACUAGUCAAAAAGUCACCCUUGGCCAAGCUUUAAGUCCGGUAUCAAAAAGAUUAGGUCAUCAAUAUUUUCUAGACCUUUCAGUACAACAGGAUGUAAGAACGAAGAAUUGGUUUCUCCUAAACGGAGAAGAAACCGUCGGAUAUUGGCCAAAGGAGUUGUUUACAAGCCUAGCCAACGGAGCGACACAAGCGGGUUGGGGAGGAGAAAUAAAAAGCCCGAUCAUAGAGCCGACUCCGGCCAUGGGAAGCGGUCAUUUCUCUAAGGAAAAUUUUUCAGUUGCAUGCCUUAUGAAGUGGCUAGAGUUGCGAGCACCACAAGGUUUUCCUGAUGAAAAAGCUAUUGAAUAUUAUAUGACAAGGCCUGAAUGUUACGAUAUUUGGUAUAGAAAAUCUCCUGGUACAAAUGAAAAUCAUGAUAGAUAUGAUGAUGAUGAAUCUUCAAAUUGGAAAAAUUUUAUUUAUUUUGGUGGACCUCCUGGCUGCAAGCAUUGAAAUACAACAUAAUGUAUGAUUAAACUUUAUUUUUCUUCUUUGAUUAGAGUGGUGCAGUGAUAAUAAUAAUAAUAAUAAAACUAAGAAUGUUUGAGAAUGCUAUUUUGACAUAGGCAAUUGGCCGGGAAGGAUUUUCAUACAAUCACACUUAAUUAUCAGUGGCAGAUCCAAGAAUUGAGUCUGGUGAGAUUAAAUAAUCUAAGUAUCAUUAACAAUAAUAAAAAAAAUAAAAUAAAAAAUCAGAAAAUGAUGUAGGAAGAAUAAAACCGUAAGAACUACGGCGUACAUAAAAUGAGCUAAAAGUGAAUCUAUACUAUACUAUAUACUAGCCUAAAAACUAGUUAAUAAAUGAAAUCAAUACUAAUAAACUAAAGUAAUUCCCAAAAUAAUUUGUAGAUUAUAAGUGUCAACACCACAUAAAAUAUUUUCCUCCCAAAAAUAUUGUGUUUUUUUGUCGUCAUGUUUAUCAUUAAAAAAAUAAAUAAUUUCGAGUUAGUUUUUUUUGUUUUUUUUUUUUGGACAACACUUUCAAGUUAGUUUUAAAGCUUGAUAUAAAAGCAAUAAAUAAAUAGAAAUUAAUUUUGGGUGAAAAAUAAGAUAGAAAAUUUCAAUUUUAACAUACACAAUCCUAUGUUCCAUUUGACCGAAUUAAAAAAAAGGUUGGUUACAUAUUGAUAAUUUCAGUUAUUAAUCGACUACAUAAAUUUAUUAUUCAUAUUAUGAAUAAAAAUAAUCCAACCAUUUAUUAAUUGAAAAAGUCGAGCAGCUUGGGCAUUAACUACUCCUUAGUAAAAUAUUAAUUGCAUCUAUUGAUGUGUGAUUUUGAUGUCCAUUCACAAUUAUUUCCAAUUUUGAAAAGAUUUACCCAAAAAUCUUACCUUAAACAAAAAAAAGUAAUCUCCUUUCAAAAAAAAAAAAAAACAAAAAAAACUAAUCUUACCAAAAAAAAA